UAACUAACUAAUUAAGUUGCUUUAACCAUUCUUUAAUCUCAAUCUUGAAACGACAGUCUCUUCAUCUAUAUCCUGCAUUAAACGCAGUUCGUAAAAGACAAAAGGGUGUCAUAAACACGAGUAUAUAUAAACACAUUUCCUCACAAAUUCUCUCUGUUUGUCACUGAGCAAAAACAAAGCCAGAUUAAUCUUGCUGCUCCAAAUUUCUUGCACGCUACUACUUCCUUUCUUUUCUCUCUCCUCUUUCUCUCUCUUCCACUUUCAUUCUGCAGACAACCUUGCGCUCCAAGGAAAAUGGGAGAUAUCGUCGCCGGUGAAGUUCCGAAGUUACAGACUCUCAAUUCCUCCGAUUUUCGCCAUUACUCCAAGCAUGUUAAGGAUAAUGUCCACGGAUUCAUUCAACUUGAUCCGCUUGCACUGAAGUUCAUAGACACUGAGCAGUUCCAGAGACUUCGUGAUCUUAAGCAGCUUGGGGCUGUACACUCUCGGUUUGAGCAUUCAAUUGGAGUCUAUCAUCUCGCUGGAGAAGCUGUUAAUGAACUUAAAAGAUACCAAGGUUCGGAGCUUGGCAUCGAAAAUUUUGAUAUUCAGGCUGUGAAAAUUGCCGGGCUAUUGCAUGAUGUUGGUCAUGGUCCAUUCAGCCACAUGUUUGAGAGUGGGUUCCUUCCAAAGGUUCUUGGCGGUGGUGCUAAGUGGUCUCAUGAGGAUAUGUCUGAACGCUUGGUUGAUUACAUGGUUGAUGAGCACCACAUAGAGAUGGAAGAUGCCAUGCUAAAGAAAGUGAAGGGAAUGAUAGUUGCCAGCACUGAGCAUGGUUCAGCAUAUCGUGUGAAGGAUAAGAGAUUCUUAUAUGAUAUUGUUGCAAAUGGACGUAAUGGAAUUGAUGUUGACAAGUUUGAUUAUAUUGUUCGAGAUUCUCGGGCUUGUGGUCUUGGCUGCAACUUCCAGUUUGAGAGGUUGCUGCAAACAAUGCGAGUCAUGGAUGAUGAGAUAUGUUACAGAGCCAAGGAAUAUCUUACUGUCAGCAAACUGUUCAUUACCCGCGCUGAUCUGCAUCGAACUGUUUAUACACAUGCGAAAGUGAAGGCAGUAGAGCUUAUGGUUGUUGAUGCAUUGCUGAAAGCAAACAAUCAUCUUCAAUUUUCUGCUAAGAUUCAUGAUCCUGCUGAAUUUUGGAAGUUGGAUGACACUAUAAUUAAAAGAAUUGAAAUCGAUCCUCACCCGGCGCUGAAAGAAUCUAGAGAUUUGAUUGCACGGAUAAGAAGGAGAGAUCUGUAUCAGUACUGCAACGAGUUCACUGUUCCAAGAGAUGAUCUUGAACACUUCCAGGAAGUUACUGCCAAAGAUAUUAUCUGUUCACAGGUGUCUGGUGGGGUGACCCUACAAGAAGAUGAUGUUGUUGUGAGCAAUACCAAGAUUGAUCUGACACGAGGAAAGAAUAAUCCGCUUGCAAGCGUCAAAUUUUUCCAGGACUAUGAUGUUGAUGAGAACUUCACCAUUGGGGAAGAAAGUAUCAGCCAGCUACUCCCUUCGUGCUGUCUAGACAGGAUCGUGAGAGUGUACUCUAAGAAGCCAGAGCUGGUGGCAUCAGUGUCUGAAGCAUUUGAGAACUUUCAGCAACAUAAAUAUGGGAGGAAAACUCAAGUACACGGAACACCACAGAAGAAGAAGCAGCGAACGGUCUAAAAUCUGCAACAAACUGUCGUCCAACUUGUAGCAGAAAUUUUCAAGUGUACAUACCUGAAGACAAGAUGUAUAUCAAAAUAUCAUAAGUAUAUUUUGUAGGCAAUACGCAAACUAGGAAUAGCAGGUUAUGCUAAAAGGGUUUAUACACGCGACUAAUUGUUUGUAGUGUUAAAAUCUGUGUAUUCUUCACAUUGGUGGCACAUUAAAGUUCUAGUCUCAUAGCUGAUGUUAGACAAGUAGCAGUAGCAGUAGCAGUAGCAGUAACAGUAACUGAUACUGCGAUUUUUGGGAGUUUGAUUCUGGUCUUCCUAGUUACGAGAACCUUUUCAGUUUUCACUGAAUUACAGGAUGUGAUUGUAGAACUGGACAUCACAAUUUUGGCUACAUCUGGUGAUGUCAGUAUGAAUGUAUGAUGCUUUGCAAGGUUACACAAGUGCAAUAGGCAGCACAUUUCUCAUUAUUCUUUUAACUUGUAAGAAAGAUUUGGACUGUA
Spinacia oleracea (spinach) is the source of this 2179-nucleotide messenger RNA. RefSeq lists its product as uncharacterized. Gene Ontology annotation, molecular function: dGTPase activity. Gene Ontology annotation, cellular component: nucleus. The record is from RefSeq and is a predicted model, not a curated record. Lineage: Eukaryota; Viridiplantae; Streptophyta; Magnoliopsida; Caryophyllales; Amaranthaceae. The transcript is spliced from 19 exons. Gene Ontology annotation, biological process: dGTP catabolic process. The coding region runs from base 295 to 1686 and encodes 463 amino acids.